GUGUUUCACCGCCCACCACCAAGUAUAUAACUAACCUCGUUCCGCUUACCUUCUCCACUCUUCAUCCGCCUUGCUUCUAGGUUAUCCAUGAUAAGUUGGGUUGUCACCGCAUCAAGAUGUCCCAGCAGCAAUACAGACCAUCGUCCGAUGACGAUCAUCGGGUUCUCCUGCAGCAGGAGGCUGUACGCCGAGCACAAGCAGGUCAACUGCAUUCAUCCAUGAGAACUCAGCACCAGCUCAGUCAACAGCAGGCAGCGUUGAGAAUACGGCAGCAGCAGCAGCAGCAGCUUCGUCAACCGCAACCAAGCUUCGGUAUGUCAAUGAAUGCUGGCUAUUACAAUGAUAUUCCCAUCACUGUGCCCGUCGAUUACACCUGCAGAGGCCCGACUCCAGCUCCAUCCACUCCCUUCGACUAUGCCUGUCGGAAUGGCCCUCUCUCCACUCUCCAGACGCUGCUAUAUUCAAACCCUCAAACUCUAGCCUUCCUGCAUCGAGGACUCACGUACGCUUUGCGGGCUGGAAAUCUCGAGACCGCGGGCUAUCUUCUGGAGAGCGGAGCCCCGGUCCUUCAUCGCACCCCGAUCAGCAUCUGCGAAGGUCCCGACACCCAGCGCAUCCCACUGUUCGAGCUUCUCAGCCAGCAUGGAUGGACCCCCAACACCCACCGUCCCAUCGACAAGGUUUUAAUCAAUCGGCUGGUCAACAAUACACGCCUGCUGCAGUGGUUUCUUGCCCAUGGAUUCGAUCCCGACGACAUCGGCCCGGUCAUAGGGGCCAAAGGACUCACUCCUCUCGAACUGGCCGCGGCCCGCGGCAAUGUCGAAAUCGUCCGUCUGCUUCUCGACGCCGGAGCAAAUAUCCACAACGGCGUCCCGCUGCACCGAGCGGCGGGAAGAUACCCUUCGGAUUGGAGUCCGUAUGUAGCCCACGACCGCGGGACCCAGAGCGAAGAGACCGACCGUGCGCAGCUCCCAGUGAUGGAGUUGCUCGUCGAGCGAGGCGCGGAUGUCAACGCUGCGGAGGAGACGCAGCACAUGACUCAGCGUUAUGCGAUUGUCUAUGCGGCCAUGGCCGGGGCAGUCGAGAGGGUGCGGUGGCUGCUGGCGAAGGGCGCAGAUCCGGAUGCGCGAGGGCCGUUUGGCAGUGCCCGGGAGUAUACCCAGAGAGUGGGUUGGGCGAAAAUGCUCGAACUGAUGGACUGAUAGUGCUAAAGAUGAUCACGAAGGGUCAGAACUUGGCAUGUAGGUUGAUUGUCAAUUCAUGUCAGGCGAGGCUCUCCUCAUCAGCUGCUUCGGAAGACCAGAG
This is a messenger RNA of Aspergillus homomorphus CBS 101889, 1305 nucleotides long. Its product is annotated as ankyrin repeat domain-containing protein. Gene Ontology annotation, molecular function: protein binding. Lineage: Eukaryota; Fungi; Ascomycota; Eurotiomycetes; Eurotiales; Aspergillaceae. The record is from RefSeq and is a predicted model, not a curated record. The coding region runs from base 117 to 1202 and encodes 361 amino acids. The transcript has a single exon. Gene Ontology annotation, cellular component: cytoplasm; nucleus.